Fusarium pseudograminearum CS3096 is the source of this 705-nucleotide messenger RNA. RefSeq lists its product as uncharacterized. Bases 1 to 705 code for a protein of 234 amino acids. NCBI's taxonomy places the organism in Eukaryota, Fungi, Ascomycota, Sordariomycetes, Hypocreales, Nectriaceae. The transcript has 3 exons. The record is from RefSeq and is a predicted model, not a curated record.
AUGGCUUCCCCUGUCGUCCUCAUCAUUGGUGCUGGCUCCAACGUCGGAGUCAGCGUAGCCAAAGCCUUUCUAGCAAAAGGACACAAAGUUGCUCUCGCUUCACGAUCUCAAAACCCCGAGACUUCGACGGAAACCGAGCUGCACAUUCCCACAGAAUGCAAUGACCCUAGCUCUGUAGUAAAUGCUUUUGCCAAAACUAAGAGUGAAUUUGGAAUUCCUACCGUCGUUGUUUACAACACCUCUGCUAGUCAAUUCAACGACGCGGAUGACAUCUUUCAGGUCCCGUUGGAAACUUUCCAGAGCCACGCCGUUGUCAACAUUGUCAGCGUCUACGCAGCAGCCCAAGAAGCUGUGAAAGGCUGGGCCGACCUUCCUGCUUCAAGCAAGCCCACAUUCAUCCUCACCGGCAACUGCGCAAAUGUCACACCUCUUCAAAUCAUCAUGACAUUGAGUGUCGGCAAGACGGCUUCGGCGCAUUUGAUUGAGAUAGCUUCCAAAAGCUACAAGAACAAGGGUUAUAGGUUUUACUACGCUGAUGAGAGGCUCGAAGAUGGUGCACCUAUGUGGAAUGGCGUAUCGGCAGAAGGACACGCUCAGUUCUACCUUGAGCUGGCUGAGGAUGAACCGCGAGAGUGGUAUCAGACGUUUGUCUCGGGUCUUGGAUAUAGAAAGCUACCUGCACCUAAGGCUGAAAGACCGACCUAG